Trichomonas vaginalis G3 is the source of this 603-nucleotide messenger RNA. RefSeq names its product KilA, N-terminal/APSES-type HTH, DNA-binding family. The transcript has a single exon. NCBI's taxonomy places the organism in Eukaryota, Parabasalia, Trichomonadida, Trichomonadidae. The record is from RefSeq and is a predicted model, not a curated record. Bases 1 to 603 code for a protein of 200 amino acids.
AUGGAGCUGAAAAUUCGACUACGAGUGGGAGAAAAACCCCAGUCGCCAAAACUCUAUGAAAAUCGUGAAAAAUUGCCAAACGGUUUGAGAGGAUAUUAUGUACAUAGACUUCUUGUAAAUGCUGUUGCAAUGUGGGCUUCGCCUCGUUAUGCUUGGUAUAUUUACAGACUUCUUGACGAAAUUCAUAGACAAGAACGUGAAGAGAUGGAAAACAAGCUUGAAGCAAAAGACAAAAGCAUUCAGAAAAGAAUACCACGUUCGGUACCAAAAGGAAAGGAAAAGAACUAUAAGUAUAUGAUUUAUACUGAAGAGUUGGAAAAUGAAGAAGAUAAAGAUAUGGUUAUGUUGCAUUUAGUCAGAAGAAACAACAAGAGCUUUUACGACCUUGCUAAGAUUUACAAAUCUGACAGAAAUUGGUUCUAUCGCGAAAACUUACCGAUUUCAAUGACCCCAAAUGAAGAUGUGAAACAAAUAGUUCAAGAUACGUUACCUCAAACACACUAUGAUAUGAAAGGUUGUACAAUACUUACCUUCAAAGAAGAUUUGUCAUUGUUAAAGGAAAAAAUAACAGAGUAUUUUGACAACUUCAAACAAGUAGGGUAG